UUGCAUUGAAGAUGAUGACAUUAACUGUGACAGCAGCUGAUCGGAGACACUUUAGGAGUCGGGUCUGUCUGCGCUCCGCUGCGUCUCUGCGUCCUGCCAGGCAGCCGCGGCGGCUGGGAGGCUAUUUUUAGAAGCUGUGUUGCGGUAAAGGAAUCAAUCAAACCGGGGCCGAAGCGUCCCCUUUAUGACAAUCUGCUGCUUUUCACGGCGGGCAAUCCUCCGAGAGUCCCGUCUGCGCCUGCCCGGCCACGGGAAACGAUGUGUGAUCUGCUUUACUCCAGCUCCCGCCCGCCCAUGCGCUUUCCCUUCACGCUCUCCAGGAACGAGAACGGCUGCACGGCAAACUUUUGCAACAUGGGAUCCAUCGCACUUUGUAGAGACAUUGCUCUUGGGACCUCACUAGUUUAGUGUCUUUGUCAUGAUCUUAGAUUCAAUUUGCGAUAAGAAUGAGAGAUGAUUAAUGGUUAAAAACUAAAGGAGUGCGAAAAAUCUCGAGGAGAGGGGGGGGAUCAAUUCCUUUCUCUUUAAGCCUACUUCUAUCAAGUGUAAGUGCAUAUUUUUGCAGGCUCUUAUGGGAAUUAAGCACUCGUCCCGCUGCAUGCUCCUCAGGAGAAAAAUGGCGGAGUGUGAGAGCACUGAGCAAACACAGUCACAACCACAGCCGAUCCGCAUAAUUCCUUCUCAGUCGGCGCAACCAACCUCGUUGCCCAAGCCCGUCCCUUCUGUCCAGCAUGCCCCUCUGCCUUCCCGCCCUCCUCAUAUGGGUCAUGCUGCCGGCCUUCCUAGCUGUCCCGGGCGCGGAAAGAUGUCCAAGUUCCUCAAUCCAGAGGAGAUGACCUCCAGAGACUAUUACUUUGACUCAUAUGCCCACUUUGGUAUCCAUGAGGAAAUGCUGAAGGACGAGGUGAGGACCCUCACGUACAGGAACUCCAUGUACCACAACAAACACAUCUUCAAGGACAAAAUCGUGUUGGAUGUUGGAAGUGGGACUGGGAUCCUCUCUAUGUUUGCGGCUAAAGCGGGGGCAAAGCACGUAUAUGGGAUUGAAUGUUCCAGUAUAUCAGAGUACUCAGAAAAGAUCAUCAAGUCCAACCACCUUGACAGUGUCAUCACCAUUUUCAAAGGCAAGGUGGAGGAGGUGGAGCUUCCAGUUGAAGAGGUGGAUAUCAUCAUAUCUGAGUGGAUGGGCUACUCGCUCUUCUAUGAAUCCAUGCUCAACACUGUCAUCUUUGCCAGGGACAAGUGGCUGAAAGCCGGUGGAUUAAUGUUUCCGGACCGAGCUUCCCUGUACGUGCUGGCCAUAGAGGACAGGCAGUUCAAAGACUUCAAAAUACACUGGUGGGAGAACGUCUAUGGCUUUGACAUGACCUGUAUCCGCAAUGUGGCCAUGAAGGAGCCCCUGGUGGACGUGGUGGACCCCAAACAGGUGGUGACCAACUCGUGCCUGGUCAAGGAGGUGGAUAUCUACACAGUAAAGCCUGAGGACCUCUCAUUCACCUCAACCUUCUGCUUGCAAAUCCAGAGGAACGACUACGUCCAUGCACUGGUCACUUACUUCAACAUUGAGUUUACUAAGUGUCACAAGAAGACUGGCUUCUCCACCGCUCCUGACGCUCCUUACACCCACUGGAAGCAGACAGUCUUUUAUCUGGAAGAGUAUUUAACAGUGCGAAGAGGAGAGGAGAUUACUGGCAGCAUCGAUAUGAAGCCCAAUGAGAAAAACAAUCGUGAUUUGGACUUUACUUUUGAACUGGAUUUCAAAGGGCAGCUAUGUGACGCAGCUAUAGCCCACGACUACAAAAUGCGCUAAGUUGGACGGCGGUUCCCCACUUCCUCCCGAGGACCGAGGCCCGACGAGACACUCAUGACCACGGAGGGACGCGAGAGUGUCAAGGACGAAAAAAAGAACAGGCCAAAGACAAAAGUGGGCGUCAUCUACGGAGUCAGUGGUGUCAGUAAACUGUACAAUGACAGGUUACAUUUACUGAAUGUCAAACAAAACUGAAUGUAACACAAAACGGAUCAGGAAUAUUUUCUUUAGUUGAUGAAUGUUCUUGAUAACUGAUGUGUGCACGUGGGAGGCGGAGUGAUGUACUGUGUUUUAUUCAGUAUUUGUUUACCAAAAUAACCUGGACCUUAUGUUGGGAUAGAUCUCAUCUCAUCAUUUCCUGUUGUAAGGUGACCAUAGAUUGAAGUAUAAUAUUUGAUAAGCUAUCUAAGAAAUUACAAUUUAAGUAAUUGUAUUUAGUCGUAUAAGUUUAGCGGCGGUGGAAAACCAACAGUACAUGAACACCGUAGCCAAGGACAGCAGUCGUACAACGUGAUAGGUCGUGCUUUGUCGGUGUAUUUGUUGGUUUCUGUGCAGUAGAGGGUAUCAAAAUGUAUCGUGGAACAGGCUAGACUCCUUGUGUGCUCUGUGUCACCAGUUUGACACGUCAGUAACAUUCGGUCCCCCAUCUUAAAUGCCUUGGCCAAGUGCCCAAGUCCUCCACAUCUUCUCUGCACUGCUCAGAACAUCAGGACGUUACGUUGAAACUACAUCUUCAUUUAAAUCCAUUCCAAGCAACUGAAACGCACAUAGCUUCUAGUCAUAGAUAUUAUGCCAAAAUAAUAAAAAAAAGGGCAAAGAAGUGAGGUACAGCAUUCAAGUUACAGUUUAGAGAAAUACUGUUAAAAUUUGCAAUGAAAAUAUCCAACACUCUGCAAUAACUGUAACUGUGUACUGAAUCAGGGCGAGGGAUUAUUUGUAUUUCACGUGUGCUCUUAACAAGGUCAUUGCCAAGGUACCCAAUACUUUUUUUUUUUUUUUUAAAGGUAUUGAUCUAGAUGAUCUUAAAGAGUUAUCUUUCAAAUUAUGAACACUAUAUUUAAGAACAAUGCAGAAAAAUAAACAGGUGUCCAAGUAUUAAAAGUCUAUUAAAAUGACCGUUGUAAAGAAUGACGUCUUACCAGAGCAGAUAAGUUAUUUUGAUCACUUCUUUAAUCUUCUGUAUCUUAUAAAGGUUGUAACAAGCAAGAAGUACGAUGUUAUAAGUCAUCAAUGCAUCCUAAAUUGGCAUUUAUUUAUUUAAGAAGUCAAAUUUAUUCAAAUAAAUUGGCAUGUUAAUUGCACAUCUUUAUAUUCUACUUAGGAUAUCAUAUAUGUUGUCUGGUCAAUUUAAAAUUUGAAUAAACUGCAGUUUUCAAACCCACCCACUGGGUACUGUGGAGAAGAACAGUUCUUUGGUGUGUUCCACAUAAAAAACCAAUGGAUUUGUGUAUAUUAUUUACAUGUUCACACACACACACACACACACACAUAUAUAUAUAUAUAUACAUACAUAAAUAAAAAUAAAAAGUGGCAUACAAGAUACUAGCAGUAGUGAAGCAACGUUAGUGACAGAAAAUGUACACCAAAACCAGAGAAAAUCCAGACAAACAAGUCAUCUUCCAGACAGUUGUUAUAAAGAAUUAUAAUACAAACAUAACCCUUCGCUAAAUGUCAGCGUGACCUCAAUUUUCCUCAACUACAGUUUCAAAGAGGAAAAAAAAAUGGAGCACAACACAUAUAUUACAAUGUUCAAAAGAUACAAAAACCAGAUCCAUUUCAAACUUGGCGACCCUGGCUCAUGUCCCACUCAAUAUUUUGAUUUGUUCGUUAAAUAGCACUUCUGUGAAUUGUUGUAUACUGUUUUUUUAUUAUUAUUUAUCAUCCGUGGUAAUAUGAGUCACAUGCCACCAUGAGUGAUUUUGGCCUUAAUACAGAGUAAGUCCCCUUGUGUACCAAAAACAACAACAACAAAAAAACAACCCUAAAAACAGAUACAUUAUACUGCAACAUUAUUUGAUGAACUGAAUUGUACAGUUUGUGUUAUCACAUCCACCUAAAUGUGUACUAAAGGUGAAAGAACAGUCUAAAAUUAGUACAAUUCACAAUUAAUUUAUAUUUAACAUCAAUGGAGAUAUAAAAAAAACCCCAAACAAACAACACAAAUUUCACAGGUAAAUUGCCUUUUUUAUUAUUAAUAUUAAUAAAUAGUUCCAAAAUCUGAGAUUUACAUUUAAGUUUGACUAAACAUCCUGUAGUAUUUAAAAAAGUUUCUUAAAAUCUUUAUGUUUUACUUAUCCAGUUUAUUGUGAUUACAUUGGUUAGUUGUUUUUUUAUCUACUUUAAUGCCUUGAUUUUAAGACACAAACCUGUAGAAUAAUUGUAAACCCAUCCAUCAAUAAUAGUGCAACUAACAUCGGUAAAAUGUGAACACAUGAAAGACUGGCUGAAAACAGUUGUGCUAACAAUCCAUGCGUUUAAACCGUGACAUGUGCUUUCUUCAUCAGACUAAGUGACUUGGUAAAGGGUAGUGCUACUUUGUGUGAAGUGUUUAUAUUUUAGCAGCAGGAUUUCUUCUUCCCUGACGGGCUACUGACCAGCUGGACGGUCUUCUCCUUCUCUAUGUCUUCUUGCUCUUUCAGAACUCUGGAAAACAUACAUGCAAUGAGGCAUGAAGAACUAAUCCAGUUCAGAUGAAACACCAUGAUGUGAGCAAUGUUGCUCCGUCAGUCUUAGAGCCUUGCAGCAUCCUUGUGCUUAGCAACUGUCAUUCCUGCUGCAUACUAACCCACAGAUACCUUCCUUCUGCUGUCUCUCCCUCCCAAUAAAGGAUUAGUGAUUAUUCACCAUGCAUGAUAUAA
This is a messenger RNA of Cololabis saira (Pacific saury), 4668 nucleotides long. It is a transcript of the gene prmt8a, whose product is annotated as protein arginine N-methyltransferase 8-B. The transcript is spliced from 10 exons. The coding region runs from base 572 to 1810 and encodes 412 amino acids. The record is from RefSeq and is a predicted model, not a curated record. Gene Ontology annotation, molecular function: protein-arginine N-methyltransferase activity. NCBI's taxonomy places the organism in Eukaryota, Metazoa, Chordata, Actinopteri, Beloniformes, Belonidae. Gene Ontology annotation, biological process: peptidyl-arginine methylation. Gene Ontology annotation, cellular component: plasma membrane.